AUGACUCGUGAUUUUCAUCUUCCAGAUCAUGUGAGUCCCCUCUUCCCAGUCCCUCACGGUUCACAAAAUCUGAGAGCUCAUAGUAGUCUUUUUUUCUUGUAUGAAAGUUCUUGUCUUUUACCUCCGUAUGCGCAGCAUAUGCCUCCGUUCUCACAAGUGCCCACAAUGCCCAAGAAAUUAGGGCUGGCCGUAAGGCAGCUUUGUUCGCAGUGCGAUCCAGGCUGACAAGGCUCACGCUUUGCAAGCUAAAGAUGAAAUGGUCAAAUAAUAUUUAACUAAAAGCACUUCUUUUCGGAAUUUAGGGGGUUACUAGUCAAACUCGCUUCCUGGUUUAAAUUUCAGAAUUUUUGUAUUCUUACAAAACUUUAUCAUGACAAUAUCUUGAUCCCUUUGGUCAUCAAAACAAAAGUUGCGGGUUUCUUUUAAGUCACUGUUAUAAGAAAACAGUCCUUCAUCAAAAUUUUUGACAAACGGAUUUAGUUUUACUUAUGACAUCAAAUGUGGCACUAAGAGCGUAAAAAGGCACUCGUGCCGUAAGAUGGUGUUUCAUUUAUAUUGAUCAUCUGUGAUCUUUAACUGAACAGAAAUAAAGAAAAACUACAAGCGUGCCACGUUUGACUUUUGAACAGACUCUGUUGAUUCUUUUUCAUUAAUUUCUUCCCAAAUUGUUUAAAUAUCACCAAAACUUUGAUCUUUAGAACUUUAAUCCCUAAGAGUGACUAGCAUCUAAUUUUUCUCUACAUUAUCGCCCCUUAAAUCAAACAGUUACAUCAUGAGAAAAGAGGGAUAUUGGUCACCAAAAAAACUCUUGAUUGUUAAACAAAUUCUCCUUGUCAGCACAUUAGGAAAUGUACAGAGAAAAGUCUGGAGAAUAUGCAUACUGAUGUUUAAGCGUAAAGGGUUUAUGAUAGAGUGGAGUGCCAUGUUGCACAAUGAAAGUAGACAAUUUUCAUAUUAAGUCAACUAUACGACUGUACUUUUAAGGAGGAGAAGGAGAAAAAGCAAAUGUUCGAAGAAUGAAACUCGACCAAAUAAGUAAUAAUGUGGAAAAGUUACCCAUGGCUCUUCAUCUUUAAAGUCGUCAAGCUUCAAUUUGGAUCGCAGGAAGGAGGAGCUAACCCAGGUGAUUGAUAGCAAGGCAACCAGAGUAACAAGCGCAAACUUCAUAGUUGUGAGAAUACCUGAAAGCGAUUUCUAG
Messenger RNA from Pocillopora meandrina, 1198 nucleotides. The record is from the annotation of a GenBank genome assembly. NCBI's taxonomy places the organism in Eukaryota, Metazoa, Cnidaria, Anthozoa, Scleractinia, Pocilloporidae.